Echinostoma caproni is the source of this 954-nucleotide messenger RNA. Lineage: Eukaryota; Metazoa; Platyhelminthes; Trematoda; Plagiorchiida; Echinostomatidae. The record is from the annotation of a GenBank genome assembly.
CUUGUGCCAACAGAACAACCGGUUUGGGCGGAGCGUGAGUACACUUUUCUAGUCGAUUCCAGUUUGCCGGCUGGCGCCAUUGUUGGCAAGGUCACGGCCUACGCCGCACUGGACUUGGAUCGUGGAAGGGAGAACAGACUGGGCGAUGAUACGGGCAUGUGUAAUUAUGCUAUUGAUCAUCCGGACAACAACGUAUUUGACAUUAAUGGACAUGGUGUGAUUCGAUCGCGAAUUUCACUGGAGCAUUAUUCAGCUCAUCGGUUCACAAUCAAUGUGACCGGAUUCGAUUGUCACGUGCCGGUCCGGCGUCGGUCGACCGUUCGUGUCAAUGUGCAUGUGCGACCNGACCAAGUUGCACAAUCGAAUGGGAAGCUCAUAGUCGUUUUCACACUACUACCAGCACAAAAGUAUCGCAUCACGCAAUGUUUUACCGUCACGCAAGUCGAUUUGGUUCGACUGGAUGGUGAUUGCGUUCAACCCGAACUGGUCUAUACCGCUUUGCCUCGAGCGCACUGGGUUUCACCCAACGCCACUUUAAAGACAUGCGACAACCAACCAGUGGGUGAAUCCGCGACCGUCUGCAAGCCAACGGAAGCCACACUCCGCGUGAAGCUAUUAUGGAGUGGAGAUGACGAUGAUGAUGUCGAUGAGGGUAAGGAAGAUAGUGUGGAUUCCGAUGAUAGUGCGGAAGAUGGAGACCCCAAUUAUUCACUAUCCGAUACGGAUUCAUCGUCUGUGUGCGAUUUCGAUCGUCUCUCAGUCCGAGCACAUUCACAAUCUUGCGAAGAGUCCUUUGUACACUCCACAAACCAAACCCUCGCCAAAUGGCAGUCGGCUCUGUUCAACUGCUCACUUUUGAAUUUGUUACAGUUACACAUGAAGUUACGCGUUAAUCUGACAUCUGUUUGCAGUGGUCUUGAUGGCUUUCUCGUACAAAAUUGCAUCGAGAAAUGA